AGUUUGGUGUCAAGAAACGCAAAUGAAAAAUCUGAAAGGCCGAAAGAUUUUCUUAGGGAGAUUUUCUUAUGUGUAAGAAACGUUUAGACCUAUUUAUAAUUGGGCCGAAUAAAGCCCAGCCCGUUCGAAACAACACAACGUUGUUUCCCCUAGUAAUAAGAAGAGCUUCUCUUCGACCAGCCGGCUACUGUCUUUCUUCCUCAUCACCGACUCUAUCGCCGCCGCGUACUGAAACAAAUCGUCUCUCUCUCUCUCUUGUUUCGUACUCGACAAUGGUGAGCCAAAGACAAAGACUUGCGCGUAAGAGGUACAAGGAAGCUCACCCAGAGCAGUUUCCAAAACCAGAACCAACACCUCCAAAGGAUCCAAACAAGAAGAAGAAGAAGAAGAGCUUGUUCAAGAAAAAGAAACCUACCUCUUCCACGGACAGAAGAGGCUCCUCGUCCACGAGGCAUCCUCUCCGUGUCCCUGGUAUGAAACCUGGGGAAGGCUGUUAUAUCUGCAAGUCCAAAACUCAUAUCGCUAAGCUCUGUCCCGAGAAGUCUGAGUGGGAGAGAAACAAGAUAUGCUUGCAAUGUAGAAGGCGAGGGCAUAGUCUUAAAAACUGUCCGGACAAGAGCGAUGAGAGCAGCUUCGAGAAGAAGCUGUGUUACAACUGUGGUGAUACUGGCCAUUCACUUUCUCAUUGUCCUAAUCCUUUGGUAGAUGGAGGGACGAAGUUUGCAAGUUGUUUCAUAUGCAAGGGACAAGGUCACAUAAGUAAGAACUGCCCUCAAAACAAGCAUGGAGUCUAUCCGAUGGGUGGGUGUUGUAAAGUGUGUGGUAGCGUGGCGCAUCUCGUCAAAGACUGCCCUGAUAAACUCGAGAGAGACUCUGCUCCAGCUAAGAGACCAAGGUUCGAUGCUACACCAAGAGGCAAACUCACUAAGUUCAGUGGGGACGAUCUUGAGGAUGAUUUCUAUGAAGAGCCGAAAAGUAGCAAGAAUGUGAAGACCUCUGAUGAUUUAGACCAAAAGAGCAUCCCGGAAAAGAAGCAACAAGGUCCAAAGGUUGUCAAUUUCUUUGGAUGAGACAAGAGGAUCUAAAGGGUCUUGUCAGUUUUGUAGGAAAUAUCAGAUUUUUGUUGUUCUCUAUCUGCCUCUAGAGUUUGUGCAAGGACAAUUUGCUAUUUAUGUCGUGUAAUGGAACCACAAUGCUACAUCUGUUUCAGAUAAUCUCUACAAACCAAGCAAACCUCAAGUUGUUUUGUCAAUCAAAUGCUAGACAUAGGGGCUGUUUGUUUCUCCA
Messenger RNA from Raphanus sativus (radish), 1287 nucleotides. RefSeq lists its product as uncharacterized. The coding region runs from base 69 to 1070 and encodes 333 amino acids. Gene Ontology annotation, molecular function: zinc ion binding; nucleic acid binding. Lineage: Eukaryota; Viridiplantae; Streptophyta; Magnoliopsida; Brassicales; Brassicaceae. The transcript is spliced from 5 exons. The record is from RefSeq and is a predicted model, not a curated record.